GUUAUCGAUUUGGGAGAUUGUGUCACCCACGCUCUCACUUCCACUGCGAAUCACCUCCCAGUUCUUCUGUGGAGUUCAGUGUAAAAGGUUCUCACAUCGGGUGGAGUUGGAUUUGUUCAAUUUCUCCAACUUCCAACAUCCACCAGGAAGGAGGAUUUCACUGGGACAAUUUUGCAGGUCAACAAGCAAAAAGCGCAGCUUUUGAAAUAUUUUGGAAAUUCUGCCAUUUGAGGCACCUGUGAAAGUUUAUACCCAGAGCCCAAAGUGUCGCGAGUGCUGACCAUUUGUCAACCAUCCUGGAAGAACAAGUACCCCGAAAGGGACAGGCUAGAAAUAUGGAUUAAAAUGCCACUUAUGCCGUUUGCAAGUGACGGCUCAAAAGAUCACAAACUAUGAAGAUGGUAAAGUAUGGAAGGAAGAAAUGGACAAUCCUCUGGACAGGCAUCAUUUUUGUCAUCCACCUCAAUUUCUACUGUGCUGUGGCUGAUAGAAAUAUAGGCUGUCUAUUUGCCGAGUCACUCUGUGAGGAGCAACUGGAGUGGUGUUAUGAUGAUUUCGCAUUCGGCGUGUGUCUCCCAAAAUAUGGGGUCCAACCUGAACAAAUGACCCGUCAACCGCUAUCUGGGGAGCACUCUGGACUCUUGGCCACGAUGCUAGAGGAGCUCGAAGGAGCUGGACUAACAUGGGAACAUCCAUUUGUCCAGUGUCGCAUCCAGGGAGCUUUAUAUGCUCUUCGGAAUGAUGCUCCAAUGCCGCACAAUCUCUGUGCUGGACUCACGCCUGAUCCCCAAAUCCUCGAUCCCCAGAGCCCACUAGCAUUUGUGCGAUUCUCUCCACCUACAGAAACCUUUGCUGAUGAAGUGUACAUUCCGCCACCCAAGAAAAGUGCCCCGUCUAGAAAUCAAUUGGAUUACUAUCGUCAAUUGGACACUCCAUCAUUUGAGUCUGAGAAACGAAAGAAAACUACUCCAGCAAUUGAUCCAAGAGUUGUAGAUGAAUUGAGUGAGGAAAUCCUCAGAGAAUUGAUGGAGGAGGAACAAGAGAGACUUGAAGCAGCCCAAAAUACCCGACAUCGUGCACAAAAUCAUGAGAAUCCCCUCGAGAAUAUCCACAGAUCCCAUUUCAAGGAGAAUGAUGAUGUUCUGAAGGAGGAGCUGUUAAAUGAAUUGGAGCAGGGUGAGAGGGUGAAUCAGUACAAUGAGAUGCCAACAACAUCAUUUAGAGAAGUGGCUAUGAAUAGAAAUAUCCCGGAAGUUUAUUUCUACAGUCGCACGAGGCCAUAUGAAGGGAGCAAUGAGUUACCACAAGAAGUCUACUUUGGCCAAGAAUCGCAGCCUCUUGAGCACUUUCGUAGCAACACUUAUGGCGAGGGUGAUGUAUCAGACGUGAAUCGUAAAACACUUCCCGCGAAGGAGUCUGGCGUGUACACAGAAGGGGGUGUUGUUUAUUUACCAGAUAGAGGCAAUCAGGAGCAGUCUGAUGGAGAGGAUAAAGAGCAGACAAGGAAUAUGCUGGCCAAUAUGUUGGGAUUCACGAGACAUGAGCGUCUGGAUGUGAAGAAACCCGGACCACCAGCAGCUCCACCACCAUCAAGUCAGAGUCCCCAUGAACCACCAAAAUUGCCAGUAGCCCAAGGGAAUAAGGAAGUUUUACCAGCCCAUUUUAUGAUGGAAGAAACUCCUAAGAUCAAGAAAGUCUUGCACGAUGGAAAUGACGAUGAUCAUGGACCUCACUCUGUCGACAUGGAAUACGCUCAUGUAAUCCUCAAGACCCCAAUCGACAGUUGGCGCGAUGGUUCAAGGAUUGUAACCGCCCUAUCGGAGAUGCUUCAUAUGCAGGGCUACUUCACAUACCCAAGAAUUGAUCGACACGAAGUGUCCUUCCGUGUGGAGCCCAAUCCGGAGAAGAAGACAGCUGCAGAUAUUGCAAGAGCUAUCAAUGAUAGUCGCGUGAGGAACAAUUUGUCUAGGCGGCUUGGGGUUGUCGUGGUCAGGGCAGGAGUUGGCGAUAAAACAAAGAAAGAUCCCUAUGGUGCAGUGACAAGUUCAAAAGUUUUGGUCAAAGAGGAAGGACCAGAUGUGACUCACGUAAUGGCAUAUAUGUUUGCCGGAGCUGGAGCUGCAGCAGUUAUUGUUAUCAUUAUCACCCUUUUCCUAAUUAAACGCCAUGAUCGGAAGCGUGAUAAAUUGAGUGGAAUCAAUUCAGGACUUCCACCCGACAGUUGCAGCAAAGACUAUCAGGAAUUAUGCAGGGCCAGGAUGGCUGGAAAGGGUGGGAAUGAGGGUGGAAAUGGAGGACGCAUAACAUCGCUUUCAAAGGAAAAUGAAGGACGUCCACCGUCCUCCAGAAGUAGUACAUCCUCCUGGAGUGAGGAACCGGUUACGAAUAUGGACAUUUCUACUGGACACAUGGUUCUGUCCUACAUGGAGGAUCACUUGAGGAACAAGGGGCGCUUGCAGAGAGAAUGGGAGGCUCUGUGUCGCUAUGAGGCUGAACCCAAUGCUCGAGAAGCUGCUCUGCAGAAGCAAUGCACUCUCUUCAAUCGCACUGGUGCCCCUCUGCCCUUCGAUCAUUCACGUGUCGUGCUUAAUCAUCUGUCCAAUGCUGAUGGCCUGGACUAUAUCAAUGCAUCAACGAUCACUGACCAUGAUCCCAGGGCGCCAGCCUAUGUAGCUGCCCAGGGUCCCAUCCAGGCUACCAUCUCACACUUCUGGCAGAUGAUCUGGGAACAGGGUGCCGUGGUGAUUGUGGCUCUGUGUCGCCUCCAGGAGAAUGGGGAGGCAUCAUGUGCGCGAUACUGGCCAGAGGAGGGAGCUCAGGUGUAUCACAUCUACGAGGUGCAUCUCGUAAGUGAACACAUCUGGUGUGAUGACUACCUCGUGCGCUCCUUCUACCUCAAGAACCUGCAGACAGGUGAAACGCGCACGGUGACCCAAUUCCAUUUCCUCUCCUGGCCACAAACCGGCAUUCCCACAUCAGCCAAGGCACUUCUCGAUUUCCGGCGAAAGGUGAACAAAUCCUACCGCGGACGCUCAUGCCCAAUCGUUGUGCACAGCAGCAACGGUGCUGGACGAACUGGAGCCUACAUACUGCUGGAUUUGGUCCUGGCACGAAUGAACAAAGGUGCACGUGAGAUUGACAUUGCAGCGACACUGGAGCACUUGCGUGACCAGCGUGCGGGUCUUGUGGCCACACGGCAGCAAUUUGAAUUUGUCCUGAUGGCAGUGGCAGAGGAGGUGCACGCAAUUCUCAAGGCUCUUCCAACGGCAAAUGCACAAGACAAGAGGGAUAUCGAGAAGGAUGUACUGAAGGAACAUCCAGACAUUGAACCCAAAGAGGAGAAAUCCAAGGCGAGUGAGGCAGCAGAGAAGAAAUCUGAAAAGAAGUAGAUGAACCUAUGAUCCAACUUUGCAUGCUGAAGAAUGUUGCAAGGGAGGUGUUACUUAUAAGUGAAAAGCAUCCGCCUCGGGAGGUCUUCCUUUCAGAAGAUACUUUCCCACCAGCCAGAAAGUAUCUUCUAACCCAGAGCUUUUGGGUGAAAAAAAAUUACAGGGAGGAUCUCCCGAGGAACUUUUCAUUUUUUUGGGGGGACUUCAAUAUUUUUUUUUCCUCUUUUGAGUUUGUGAUGAAGAUGAAAUAUUCUUCACCAUAUAUUCUACCUUUCUUCAUACCGAAAACUUUCACGAGCAACAUCAAGACACAUAUUCAAUUGAAAAUCUUCAAAUAUCGACUAUGCCUCAGGGUUUUUUGUAUCUUCAGCAACAUUUCUCGUCCUCUGCAUUUCUAUCUUCUGGAUUCUUUUUUUCUAUAUAUUUUUUUCAAGGUACAAAUUGAAAAUGCUUUGUCUUCUUCUGCUGAUUUUCCGUGAAUGAAGAUGUGAUACUAGCGAUUGUGAAUCAGGGAUUGUCAUUCCAAAAAAGAAAAUAAAAGAAACUACGAAGAAAGGAAUUUUGCUUCUAUCUUUUCUGUUUUUUAGUGAGUAUUUUUCCUCAAGAAAAGUAGAAUAUAUAAUGUGUAUUUUCAUAUGUUACAAAGAAUAUUUCCAUAAAAAAGAAACACAAAAAAUAUCAACAUAUUGCAAGUUAUUUAUCCAACUAAAAUAGAUAAAAAUUGUAGCAGAGAGUUUAUAAACUUGUUGAAGAGAAGAUUUAAAAAAAAGUCUAUAUUUAUUUUUAUCUGCAAAAUAUCAUAGAUUUUUACCAGAAAAAAAAUUACUAAAGAAAAAAAAAUCAAAGAGUUUAUCAUACAAUGAUGACAAGACAAGGAAGCUUUAACAGACAAUCAGAAGAUCUAACACCAGCCUGUUGAAGAUCAUCUGAUUCUUUUGUUGUGCUCUUUCUCACAAAAAAAAAAACAACACAACCUCCUUAUUACUUUUUGCAUAUCACAGAAUUAUAUUUUUCUUUAAAAAAAGAAUAUUCUCAUCUCAAAGUUAUUUUUGCAAAAAAAAACAACAAACAAAAUAGAGAAUAACCGCGAAAAUCAUCACAGUAGAACAAAAUAGAUGGAAAUAUUUAGAAGAAACUUUUCUCAAAUUUUAUGUUUUUCAAAAUUUGUGAAGAAGAAAACCUGAGACAUGAAAAAAAUUAAAACGAACAGACUGAAUGUAAUUAUGAGAAAAAAAAUACAGUCUAUUGUAAAAUUGAUUUAUAAAUUUUUCCGUCUUACAAAAAUUUUAAUAAAUAAUCAGAAUUUUUAAUGAGAGGAGAGAGAGAGGCUUACAAUUCAUACUUUUCCCAAAAAAAGAAAAAAACAAGAGAUUAGAACAGAAACGAAUGAAAAAUUUUUCCCCAAUUCUUUUUUUCUUUUUGUCUAAAAGCACUCCUAUUGAGUUUAAUCACAAGAGAGAAAAAAAAACAUAAACACUUAUAAUAAAAUAAAAAAAUUAAAAGAAAAAAAUUGUAAUGACCUAAUUCUCUUCUUUAAAUUGAAGCACUAUUUGAGAUAAAGUUUAAAAAAAACAGAGAUAAAGUAUUGAAUUUUUGGAUUCCGUAUACAUUAUAAAAAAAAUAUGAAAAAAAUAGAAUGAGGAAGAAAGCUAUAUGUAUAUUAAACUAUACCUAAACUAUACUUUAAAAAGUAAGGAUAUCUGACUGUAAUAUCUAUAUUUUUGUGUAUAAAUGUGCAAGGAAGAAAAAAAACCUAAUGGAAACAACUACUAAUGUUAAUCUCUUGAGAAAAAACAACUAACUUAUUGAAAAUAUUACGCAUACACACAUAUUUAAAAGUUAUAUAACAAAAAGUAAAAAAAAAAUAUGAAUUAUUCAAGAAAAAAAGGAUAAUGUGAGAAUUUAAGGGAUAUAAAAAAGAAAGAAAAAUCAAUUAAUAAAAUAUUAAACUCUGCAAAUUAA
Messenger RNA from Phlebotomus papatasi, 5351 nucleotides. It is a transcript of the gene IA-2, whose product is annotated as receptor-type tyrosine-protein phosphatase N2. Gene Ontology annotation, cellular component: secretory granule. The record is from RefSeq and is a predicted model, not a curated record. Gene Ontology annotation, molecular function: protein tyrosine phosphatase activity. Bases 393 to 3389 code for a protein of 998 amino acids. Gene Ontology annotation, biological process: protein dephosphorylation. NCBI's taxonomy places the organism in Eukaryota, Metazoa, Arthropoda, Insecta, Diptera, Psychodidae. The transcript has 9 exons.